CACCGACCCGCAACCGCACACACCCCCCUCCGAACAACAAUGCCUUUAUUCUUCAAGCCAGGCGCUGAGAGCUACUACGCCAACUCCCCUCCAGCCAUCCCUUCGCCAGGGAACAACUCGUGGUUGGGCGACUGCCUCAACUCGGACGCACCAAAGGACAAGGUGUUGUCCUCGGGCUUCUACAAGCAGGGCUCCGGCGAGGCCCUCGUCUACAAGUACGACUACGAGGAGAUGAAGGUCAACGUUGAGGUGCACGGCAAGUUCACGGUCAGCGACGAGACCGGCUCCUCCUACGAGGUCACCCCGGGCUCCAUCUUCUACUUCCCCGACGGCUGCACCAUCACCUUCAAGGUCGAGGGCACCGACGAGGUUCCAGAGGAGGAGGCCUACGCCCUCAACUGGUUCUGCGGCUUGAGACCAGCAGACUCCGCUUGAUGCGCCUGCUGCUCUUUCUAUGUACAAACAGAUAGACUCCUCUACAUACUCUAAAUAAUCAAACAG
Molecule: messenger RNA, 501 nt
Organism: Pichia membranifaciens NRRL Y-2026
Lineage: Eukaryota; Fungi; Ascomycota; Pichiomycetes; Pichiales; Pichiaceae
Exons: 1
Coding region: 40-435 (131 amino acids)
Source: RefSeq, a predicted model, not a curated record